Messenger RNA from Candidula unifasciata, 1594 nucleotides. The record is from the annotation of a GenBank genome assembly. NCBI's taxonomy places the organism in Eukaryota, Metazoa, Mollusca, Gastropoda, Stylommatophora, Geomitridae.
AUGGCAGAAGAAAAGACUACAGACACAAUGCGAGAUCUUCGAGACUGGCUGGUAAAUAAAUGUCGUCUGCCUGGGUUUGGUGGUGACCACGAUAGAAACACAAAUGGAGGGAAAAGUGGUCGUGGUGGAGCAGCUGCUCAAUCUCAACCCUUCACUGCUAACUUAGUGACUCCUCAAACCAUACCACAGUUUGUGAUACCUGGCUCCAGUGAAUCUUCUAGGCAGCCAAGCAUUGGUUCCAACGAAGACCUCAUGAGCCACUCCAGCGGGGAACCCAGUGUUGCUUCUUGGUCAGUUUCCACUAGCCCCGCUGUUAGUCCAAGAUCAUCAUUUUCAGGUCUCGCAGCGCCGGACAUAACUAAUACACGUAUUCGAUCUGCACCUGUUUCCCCAAGACGGGAUUCCCAUGGUUUUCUGAAGGAUUUUGGAAUCAGUUCUGUGUCGAAUUUGCCACAUGUCCAAUCUGAUCAAGCCACGGUUGUGAAAAAUGGAAACACGUCUGUACCUAUGUGGAAAAUAUCUACUUGUUCUAGUCAUGGAGCUGCAGAACAUAAGCUGUCUGAGAGGAAAGGAUCGCUGACCAUCCCAGGGUCUGAAUCUCGCCAUAGAACAAGGCGGAUCCACAGAUCUUUUCAAGAUUUCUCCCAACACUUAGACGAGCGGAACGUGCAGACAGAUCUCCUCCAUGUCAAUCACUUUAAUACUGAGUACCGCGGAGUCUACACAGGCUUAACAGAUAAAAACGAAUACCUGCCUUUGAAAGAAUCCUUCACACGAUCCAAGCGGUACUACAGACGGCGCUCUUCUCUGGUUACAUCAGAUGUCAUGCGUCUGUUGUACCGAAAUGAGAAUACAGUUGAGAACGAGCUCUCCUCUGAUGGCAGCCCGCAACUCCCGAGAUCAAGAAAGCAGCUGACGCCAAUUGACCCACUUCAGGACAAGAGACACUCUUCUCCAGAGGUGACAAUUUGUGAGUCAAAAAUACUUGAGCAGGAAAUGAGUCGAUCCAUGGAGAAAUCCAAGUCAAGCUCUCUUGGUAACAUAUCAACGCACGAAAUACCGGAGGUUCCCCCAGUUACAAAAACAGAAACAGAACGGGGAGACAUUAAGUUUUCAUUCCAGUACUUUCCAGCCACAAAACGACUUAAAGUCAUCAUAAUACGAGCAGAGGGACUUCGGUUUCCGGAAAAGCCUGACUUGGUUCUUAACCCGUUUUUUAAACUAUGCCUUAUGCCAGGAAAACUACAAAAACAGAAUUCAGAACCUGCAAAGCAGACAUGCGCUCCAGUUCUCAACAAAGAGUUCUUCUUCAAUGAUUUUAACAUUGAUGAAAUGAAAACUUUACGAUUGAGGAUAAUGGCUUUCCAUAAGGCUCACCAUCUGAAGUUGCCCGAGUACCUGGGAGAGGUUAAUGUACCUUUGUCUAACUACGAUUUGCUCAUGGAAAACAGAAUGUGGAAUGAUUUGCACUUUAAACCUUACAAAAAGGGUCACCUGCAGAUUGAGCUGCUCUUGGACACUCGACAGUCAAGACUUCUGGUUGGUGUCAGCCAGGCUCGAGGAUUACCCAGUCAGCACCUCACCGGAGCACCUG